Centruroides sculpturatus (bark scorpion) is the source of this 1460-nucleotide messenger RNA. RefSeq names its product sorting nexin-2-like. Gene Ontology annotation, molecular function: phosphatidylinositol binding. Gene Ontology annotation, biological process: early endosome to Golgi transport. The transcript is spliced from 9 exons. The record is from RefSeq and is a predicted model, not a curated record. Gene Ontology annotation, cellular component: endosome; endosome membrane. The coding region runs from base 273 to 1442 and encodes 389 amino acids. NCBI's taxonomy places the organism in Eukaryota, Metazoa, Arthropoda, Arachnida, Scorpiones, Buthidae.
AUGUCAUUAAGUCGUAUUCAGCUUCAACACCUACACGAAACGUUCCCAGAGGCUGCGGCACUUGGCGAUGACGUGGAUCGAACAUCACUCCACUAGGAUGGAGUUACGAGUCUUCUAAAGAAAAUAUUUGAUUGAUUCUCUAGCUAAAUAGGAGGGAAAUAAGAAGAUGUGAAUCUCUAGGAUACUCCAACAAUCGAGUCUUAAUUAAAUUUCCUACUAGAUUGGCACUCCAGUCUGUAAUUGGAAUUAGUGGCGACGUUAAGGAAAAUCCAAUGGCCGAAACGUAUAUAGUGGAACAAGAAUGCGUCAACGAAGUGGAAUACAUGAAUAUUUCAGUGACAAAUCAGCAAAAAGUGAAAAGUUUAGCAGGGUCUUAUGUCAUGUAUAAGAUCGAAACCACUACCAAUUUUCGACAUUUUGACAAAAGAACGAUGACUGUGACGAGAAGAUUCGGUGAUUUUAUUGGUCUAUACGAAAAAUUACGCGAAAGAUACGAAAGUGAAGGACGUAUCAUCCCCCCUCCACCCGAAAAGAAGACUCCUGUUAGCGAAAGAAUUUCAAGAAUGAGGAAAACCGAUAAAGUUUCUGAAUGGAAGACCUCAGCACUUCAACGCUAUCUUAAUCGCUUGGCCAGACAUCCAGUACUCAAAUAUGACCCCAUUUUAAGAGAAUUUCUAGAACUGAAAUCGGUUAUACCACGUUCUUAUAGAAGAUCGCCAUUUUCUGCAAGGACUAUACGUUGUCAUUUCAAGAAAUUAGGAGAAUCAAUGGGUAGAAUAUAUGCUAUGGAUGAUGAUGAACCCUGGUUUAAAACUAAAUACCAACAUCUGGAUACCUUAGAAGAUAAUUUGAAGAAAUGGUUAAACAGCAUCGCUACUGUUAUAUGUCAGAGACAAGCUUUAUCUUCAGGUCUAGGUGAAAUAGCCAGAGCAACUGCAUUAGUCGCAGGUUGUGAAGAGAACAAUAUCUUUUCACGACUAUUGUAUAAAGUUGCAGAAGCACAAAAGGAGACUGAAGAGUUACAACUUCAAGAGGCUGAAAGUGAUUAUGGAACGUUAUACGAACUGAUAAAAGAUUAUAUUAUCCUUUUAGAUGUGGUCAAGCAAAUAUUUUGGGAGCGAUUGAAAACAGUUCAUUUGAUUAAAUUAGACGAACAAAAAUUGAUAGAUAAGGUAAAGAGGAUGCACAAAGAGACUGAUUACUACAAGCAAGAGUGCUUAAGAGAUAUCAUUUUACAGUUAGAAUCGAAAAUAUACAACAAAAAACAAUCCUUAACCACAUUAUCCAAAGUAAUCCGUGAAGAAUUCGAGCACUUUGAACAAACAAGAUUAGGAGAAUUCGAAUCCGUGAUUAAUAAAAGACUGGAAUCAUUUGUGGGAACUCAUCAACAGAUGAUUAACUAUUGGAAAGCAUUGCUACCAGAGGAACAGGGAAUUGAUUAAGAUUUUUUUUUCUACUCC